Messenger RNA from Heterotrigona itama, 822 nucleotides. The record is from the annotation of a GenBank genome assembly. Lineage: Eukaryota; Metazoa; Arthropoda; Insecta; Hymenoptera; Apidae.
AUGAACCCUCAAAUAAUGAUCGUUACCGUGGUGGCCGCUGCCUCGGUUGCAUUCUUCGGGUUUCUCGCUUAUCGGAUCAGAGCGCGAUCGAACGACAUAGAUCUGCUGAGCGUGCCCCCGUUGGAAGACAACAGCACCCUCGACGAGGAUCUCAAAGACAUUUUGGCGUUCGUCCCCAUAAAAGAGGUCCAGGAGAUCAUCAAACGAUACAUGCAGUACGACGCGCAGAUAGGCGACACCGUGAGCUUCGUGAACGACCAGCAGAGAUUCAUAGUGCGCGAGUUCCAGAAGAUGCCCGAGGCGAGCAAGCUGAUUACGUUCCUGAGACAGAACGGCCUGAACGUGGACUCCUGGCAGGAGAAGAUACAGUGCUUCUGGAAGACGUCGCCGAGGUUCGUCAAAUACGAUCCGAGCGUGGCAGCCGGCGGCCUAACCGUGAUGAUCAAUAAAAUCCUGGAAACUAUGCCCCUGGACGAGCUGCACGAGCUGCUGCGACAGAAAGUGAAGUACUCGGCGAGUUUCCGCAGGUUCCUCCACGCGUUGAGAUCCAAGGACUUUCAGGAGUUAUGCAACGCGCUCGAGACCAACGACGUGCUGCAUCAUCAUUACUUUUGGGCGAAAGAGGGCGGCCUGGAGAUCACGUUCGCGAUCGAGCUGUUCAACGAACUGGCAUCCAUAUGUCUGAGCCGCCUUAAAGUCAUAAGCUUGACCUGUACUCCUGAAUUAAUAAAAUCUUUCCUCCUAGAAGAGAAUCGAACUGCAUACUUAGCAGAAGCGGAAUUGGGCGUGAAACAAAGGAGACGAUAUUUCAAUGCAACAUAA